Apiotrichum porosum is the source of this 456-nucleotide messenger RNA. It is a transcript of the gene MRPL23, whose product is annotated as 54S ribosomal protein L23, mitochondrial. The transcript has 4 exons. Gene Ontology annotation, molecular function: structural constituent of ribosome; mRNA binding. Bases 1 to 456 code for a protein of 151 amino acids. Gene Ontology annotation, cellular component: mitochondrial large ribosomal subunit; ribosome. Lineage: Eukaryota; Fungi; Basidiomycota; Tremellomycetes; Trichosporonales; Trichosporonaceae. The record is from RefSeq and is a predicted model, not a curated record. Gene Ontology annotation, biological process: translation; negative regulation of translation.
AUGUCCGCCACAAAAGGAAAGACCGCUCUGGCCCUCACCCGCGUUUGGCACCACGCUUCCGGCCAAGACCGCGUCCUCGGAAAUCUUGCCAGCCGUAUCGCAUACGUGCUCAUGGGCAAGCACAAGCCAACAUACGACCCGGCCGUGGAUGCCGGAGACUAUGUGGUUGUGUCGGACGCUCUCCAGGUUCGGUUGACGGGCAAGAAGGCCGAACAGAAGGUGUACCGUCACCACUCUGGCUUCAUUGGCGGUCUCAAGGAGGUGCCCAUUUCGCGUAUGAGGGAGCGCAGGCCAGAGGAGAUUCUCCGUCGCGCAGUGUCGGGAAUGUUGCCCAAGAACACCUUCCGUGACCGCCGACUGGCGCGUCUCAAGAUCUUUGCCGGCCCUGCUCCAGCCGAAUACCAGAACAACGUCCUCAAAACCUGGCGCGACUCGGUUCCUCAGAAGCAGGAGUAG